Messenger RNA from Lycium ferocissimum, 3467 nucleotides. RefSeq lists its product as uncharacterized. The record is from RefSeq and is a predicted model, not a curated record. Bases 3087 to 3443 code for a protein of 118 amino acids. Gene Ontology annotation, cellular component: nucleus. NCBI's taxonomy places the organism in Eukaryota, Viridiplantae, Streptophyta, Magnoliopsida, Solanales, Solanaceae. The transcript is spliced from 4 exons.
UUUGCUCGGUUCGUCCCUGAUGAUAAGCUAUAGCCUCUUUUUCUGUUCAACCAUAAAGGUUUAGAUUAUGGAUUCAUCAAGUUCUUGAAUUCUAGGGGUCCUGCUUCUUCCUUUUUGCGGGAUCCAUUGUUGGUUUACAAUACAACAACAGCGAUAUACCCAGUGAAACCCACAAAGUGGGGUCUGGGGAUGGUAGAGUGUACGCAGACCUUACCCCUACCUUGGGAGGUAGAGAGGUUGUUUCCUGUUGGUUUACAAUAAAGGUACAUAUAUGUUCUGCUAAUUACCUUUUGCUGGAGUAUUUUUUUCAUAAUGAAAUAGUAGGCAUCCUUGCUUCAGCCAAAGACUCUUGCAGUCUUUUUUCAAUUGCUAAUGGUGGGAUGUAGAGCAGGGAAGAAGAGUGGAAAAGAAUGGAGGAACAUAAACAAAGGCUAUGGUGCUGGCAGCUCCAGUGUGUUGAAGAAAAUAUCGCCUUAUGUCGUUCCUGGUGAUAUUCUUUUUUUCCUGCUUUUCUAUUUCUCAGUUUAGGGGUUUCCUUGACAUUUCUUCGAUACAUUCUUUUAUGCAUCUUAAUUUUUGCUUUCAAGUUGCUACUCAGUUGGUUUGCUCAAUUCCUUGUUUGAAUUUCAUAAUUAUAAUAUAUUUGUGAUCUUGGCUACCGGCUUUUAUAAAAUUAGCUUAAGAUAAUUCGUUAGAGAAUGAAAGUUGCUAUUGAAAGUUGAAACACGAGAACGGAACAAUUGAUGAAAAAAUUAACCUUGAGAAUUCACUGCUCUUGGUAUAGAAAUGGAUAAGCAGGCCCUUUAGUUUGGGUGUCUAAGGUGGGGUUCUGUGCAUCUGAUUGAGGUGCUUUCUUAUAUAUAAAAUACUUUUUCCAGAUUCCAAACUAUUAUAUAUUGAGGUUUUCGUACAAAGCAAUAAAACUUUUGAUAUGUCUCAGAAAUUGGUUUCAUCCCAUUCAAAAUUCAUUUAUACUGGCAGGAGGAGUGAUCUGGCUCUUUUAUGAUCUUCAAUUUUCGGUUUCACCAGUCAAACGGUUUUCUGGAAGUGUUUGCAAGGCUGAUCUUGACCUUGCCGCCUUGAUUUUAGCAACCUCCUUUCCACUAGAUCUUUGUAAUAUGUAGCUCUUUAAACAUUUUUGUAAGCUCCUCCUCAAGCUUAAAUCUUUCAAAGAUUGCUUAUUGCCAUUGCCAUUGCCAGCAGUGCCUUUGCUUUCUUUCAUACGAACCAAGUUUUCCUUGUCAUCUGAAAUGCUUGUCGCUGCUGAUGAAUUCUUUAAUGGUGUCAAGCAGCUUGUUUGAGUGAUAAGUUCAUAGGAUUCAGUGCCUCAGUGAAGACUGUCUAUGGGGCACUAUUAGGUAUGAGAGAAGCCAGGGGAGGAAGAGCAUGAGCAGCACUAUCCACAUUAGCCUCAGCAUGAUCAAUUACAGAUUCUUCCAUAGGUUCUUCUCCAGCAACUUCCGUGUUAGCUUCUGAAAUAUCUUUCAGACACCGUUGAUUUCGACUCACCUUAGCCUCGACCUCAGAGUUGAAUUGCCUGAACAAAUACACUUCAUGAUAAUCUAUGUUAGUGUCUGGACUGGCUCACAGGUUUCCUAUCAACUCUUGUUUUCCUGCCACAUUGGAGUUACAUUCUACACCCUCAUCCACUUGAAAUUCAAACAUUUGAUUAAAAUUAUAUUCUUCCUCUCCAUUUUCUGCCACAAAAUCAGAUGCAUCACCACAAUGGGGCUCAUCCUGUUCAUGCAGACCACCUGAAUUUCUCUUUGUAUCGUCACCCAAGUUCUAGCUUUUGUUCGGAAAAUCUUUUUCCUUUUUAGCCUCAGCAUGAUCAAUUUCAGAUUCUUCCAUGGGUUCUUAUCCAGAAACUUCUUCAGAUCCAUUGUUAUUGUGACCAAGUGCUACUUCCUAUGAGCUCUCUUCUGCUUUUGUAUCUAAAGCAAAAACUACCAGGUCAUUUCCAGUGUCUUGUUGCACACCAUAUUCCAUGUCUACUUCAUCAUUUUGCACCAAAGGUAUUUGAAUCGUGAUCUGAUACCGUAUCGGAUUCAUUCUUGAUGUCCAAACUCUCACAUGAUUCCAAAUCAAUACCAUUUUUGUCUGAUUCUUCAGUCUGCUGAACAGAAUACUGCUCAGAGUCCACCUCCAAACUCUCGUCAGUUUCAUCAGAAAACGCAUCGACUCUUCAUUCUCUUGUGUGCUUGAUUCCUGCAUACAUUUCCCAGCUAACCUCACCGAUCGACUAGUGCUGUAUACUUGCCUAAGUGAACUCUUUGCCUUCACUUUCUUUCUUUGGCUAGUGAGAACAGCUGCUGGUGUCUCUGGUACAUCUUUCUUUUCUUCCUCAAUCUGAUCCCCAGUAUUCUCUUUUGGUUCACAUUCCUUCAUUACAGUGUCCAGCUUACUGGAUGUUCCUCUCGUUAUGCAGCAACUCCUACUCAAGGUCUGCAAAGUUUCUGAGUCAUGCUAUAUUGUCUUUUGUUGGGUAGGCGACCAGUCCGAGGUACACUUGUUACUGCUUCGGACUUCCAGGAGACUCCAUGGAUGAGUUUGCAAUAUCAGAUUCACAUGUUUUCAAGACCUCUUCAAUACCAUCACCAAACUCGAGAGAUUGAAGAGCAUCAGCCACGGCAACAUUGGUGAUGUUAGCUUGCAAUUCUCUCCUUGUGAGGCUGUGGAAAUCCACCCCUGUGAUUGAAAUGAAACAGGAAAUCGAUAUGCAAUUGUUGGGGGGUGGGGAGGAGGUUUUUACGAGCGGCACUUGGAUUUUCCAUCUGAAUAUCCCUAGAUAUGUAGUACAAAGUGUGGAUAUUUGCUACUUAUAGUAAGCUAAAAUCUUCGAGAACAAACUAAAGUUGGAACUGUGAUGUAUAAGGUAGGUACUAGUAAGUAGUAUUCAAUAUUGAGGCUGCAAAAUGGAAUUCUUCAGCUUAAGCCGCAAACCUUUUUAGUGUUAUUAAUCUAUUUGGAAGCAUAGACUGUGUAUACUGUUAUUUAAUUGUGUAUUUCUAAGCGUAGGCUGUGUAUACUGUUAUUUAAUUGUGUAUUUCUAACAUGGUCUUUUUCAUGAUGGACAGUGGCAGCUGAUGCAAAGUCAUGUUCUCAUAAGUCAGCUACCCGCAGAUAUAUACAAGGCAUGUGUGGAGGAUGAAAAGAAAUCACAUGUCACUGCUCUUACUUUUGUCGUUACUAGCAUUGUUAAACUUGCUGGAGGAAAAAUUAAUGAAGAAAAUCUUUGGCAUCAGUUGAGACGGCUGGGAUUGUCUGAAACUGAUGAAAGCCAUCCUGUUCACGGAAACGUCAAACUAGCAUUGGAAGCAAUUGUUCAACAAAGAUACUUGCACAAAGAGAAAGUUAAUGGUCCAGAAGGUCAUACAACGUUUUCUGAACUUGCUGAGAGGGCACUAGAUGAGCCAAUUAAUGAUGGAAUGAAGAGCAUAUAGCAAAGGUAUAUUCACACUUUUAUU